AUGUGGCAGCACUUCGGCUAUACCGAGAUCUUGGUAAGAAUUGAAACACAAAACCAAGAGUUUUUUCUUCUGAUUUUUACAGAGGAAUAUGAUCUAGAAAUAACCAAUAAUGGUCCCAUCACAACGGGAGCUCAAGCUACUGUUCGUGCCAGUCUAAGUAUGAAGAAUGACAGUAUCACCUCAAACUUGUAUCAUUUUAACUGGAUUUAUGCUCCUCUGAUUCUCACUGGGAAAUCGGAGCAGCAGUUUCACUCCCAGGUUAAUGUGACUGGUGAAUUCCCUGGCGCUUUUCCUGUAUCUGUCUGGGUGACACACAGAAACUGCUGGUUGUGUCGGCCUGUUGCUAGAAAUGUCACCAUUCUGCAUGUCACAGAAUUCAUCACAGGGAACCUCACCAUUGCCCAGAUAGAAGGCAGCGCGCUUAUCAAGCAAGGUCUGAGCUCCUCCACAGACACUGUGACCCACGUUUCUUUCUGUCUUCAUGACCCAAGUGAUUACUUCAAGUCAGCAUCAUUUGUCUACAACUGGGACUUUGGGGAAGGGAUGUAUCAGAUAACCAAGGAGCCCUUUGUCUACUACAAUCAUUCUGCCAUGGGGAACCGCACAGUCCACCUGAAAGUGAUAGCUGAGUGGGAACAAACUGGAAGCAUCAUACAUGAAAGAGAAACUGUGCAGAAAACUGGUGAUUUUACCACUGCUCUGGAGCUGCUAGAUGCUGUUAAAAGUAUUAAUGUAGUGGGCUCCAGAGAGACUCACGUAAUGGAAAACUUGAGUUUAUCUCUUCAUAUCAAUGGCAGCCCCCCGCUGGCCCUAUGCUGGCUUAUAAAGGCCGAGUGCAUUCCACUGGAAGGUGAAAAAUGCCACCUGGUGGUUAUCAGCGGCUCUCACUACAACCUGAGCCACCGGUUCGGCGCCGCCGGGCAGUACUGCCUCAGCGUCAGGGUGCAGAGCGGUGUCACCACGCUGCAGACGUACCGCGAAAUCCAAGUGCGGCCAACAGGGAUGCAGCCAGCUUUCUUCAUCCUGCUCUGCAUCGCGCUGCUGUUGGUGGUGCUAGGACUGGUGCUGUACACGACCUUGAGAAGUAACACACAGCAGAAAGAUCUCGUGGAGGUAGCUGACUUCGACUUUUCUCCGCUAUCUGACAAAAACCUGUCUUCUGCUUCGGAGUCAAGCUGCAGCCAAGGAUGUUGCAGGUCAUGUUGUCUUGGAUCAUCUCAAGAAACUGCCAGGGAGAGCCAUGAACUUCUUCUUUCUUUUUACAAGCCAGUCAAAACGUACACAGUGUGAAGAACACAUUUCACUUUGGUUGCACUAACUGCUGAGUUUAACUUUCCCACUUAAUGACGAGUUAAACGCUCAGGGCUGCAUGAAUGGUUUAUUUUUACCAAUGCAAUGAGGUUAACCACUUCACUAGGUUGAGCACAUGAGUGUUUCAUUGUGUGAUCUAAGAAAAAGGGAACCUGAAAC
Molecule: messenger RNA, 1470 nt
Organism: Tinamus guttatus (white-throated tinamou)
Lineage: Eukaryota; Metazoa; Chordata; Aves; Tinamiformes; Tinamidae
Source: RefSeq, a predicted model, not a curated record